GGGUCUGAGUCUUGGAGAAAGCUGGGGGGGUUGUUUUGUUUUUUUGUUUUGUUUUGUGUGUGUGUGUGUUUUUUUUUUUUUAAGAAGAAAAAAAUAAAGGGAAGAAAAUCCAGCAGAGAAAAGAAGAGAGAGGAAUUCCAGCUGUGGAGGAAUAGAGGAGAAGAAGACAGAUAGAGGAGGAAGAACAGAGAAAUACAUUUCAACCAAGAAGGAGUUUUGAUUUAUUUUAUUUUUAUUUGUUUUAAGGGAAAAAAAUCUAUAAGCAGGAAAAAGAAAGAAAGAAAAAGAAAAAAAGAAAAGAAAAAGCAACUGAGAAGGGUUAUAAAAAGAGCAAAUACCAAGAAGGGUGAACAAGAGAAGAAAGUCAAGGCAAGGAGGAGCCCAAAGCUGGCAGAUCGGGAGGAUUUGCAGGGGAGAAGGGGGGGGAAGAUUGGAAAUGCAGCUCUGGAGUUUGCUGCUGCCUCUUGCGCUUCUCUGUACAGCCCUAGCCAGUGGACCCGAAUGUGGGAUGGACGAGCGCUCCCGCAGGGCAAGAAGGGACACCAGGCACACCCGCCAGCUCCGCUACACUGCCCCGGGCACCUGUGCCACCAGGUUAGCCCGAGGAAGGCGCUCCACUGCUGGUCGGGAGCCUGGGCAUGUCCCCCGCAGGAGGCAACAGCGGGAGGCAGAGGACGAAGAGGAGUCCCUUACCCCAAGCAGGGCGCUCUAUUUCAGUGGACAAGGUGAUCAGCUGCGGCUGAAAGCAGAUAUUGAGCUGCCCAGAGAUGCCUUCACUUUGCAAGUGUGGCUGAAAGCUGAAGGAGGACAGAGAUCUCCGGCUGUCAUUGCAGGACUAUAUGACAAAUGUUCUUACACCUCCCGUGACCGAGGAUGGGUCCUGGGGAUUAACACCGUCAGUGACCAGGGGAAUAGAGACCCCCGCUAUUUCUUCUCUCUGAAGACGGAUCGUGCUCGCAAAGUUACCACCAUUGCAGCACAUCGCAGCUACCUCCCCAACCAGUGGGUGCAUCUGGCUGCCACGUAUGAUGGGCACCUGAUGAAACUCUAUGUCAAUGGUGCCCAGGUGGCCACCAGUGGAGAGCAGGUGGGCAGCAUCUUCAGUCUUCUGACCUUGAAGUGCAAGGUGCUUAUGGUUGGAGGAAAUGCCCUGAACCAGAACUAUCGGGGUUACAUAGAGCACUUCAGCCUCUGGAGGACAGCCCGGUCUCAGAAGGAGAUCUUGUUGGACAUGGGCCAGGCAAUUCACAGACAAGACAUGCCUCUACCUCAGCUAGUUCUUCAAGACAGUUUACUGAAUGUGAAAAACACCUGGUCUCCCAUGAAGGAUGGCAGCAGUCCUCAGAGCAAGUUCAGCUAUCAUCAUGGCUAUUUGCUGGAUACCAGCUUAGACCCUCCUCUCUGUGGACAGACAGUCUGUGACAACACAGACGUAAUUGCUAGCUACAACAAGCUCCCAAGCUUCCGCCGCAACAAGGUUGUUCGGUACCGUGUGGUAAAUUUAUACGAUGACAAGCACCAGAACCCCACUGUCAGCCAGCAGCAGAUUGAGUUCCAGCAUCAGCACUUAAAUGAAGCUUUCAGCCGCUACAACAUCACCUGGGAGCUAGAGGUGCUGGAGGUGAAGAACUCCUCCCUUCGUCACCGGCUCAUCCUGGCUAACUGCGACAUCAGCAAGAUUGGAGACGAGAACUGUGAUCCUGAGUGCAACCACACCUUGACCGGGUACGAUGGAGGGGACUGCCGACAUGUACGCCACACACUCUUCAACAAGAAGAAGCAGAAUGGUGUGUGUGACAUGGAUUGUAAUUAUGAGAAAUACAACUUCGAUGGUGGGGAAUGCUGUAAUCCGGAGAUAACAGAAGUCACCAAGACAUGCUUUGACCCAUAUUCUCCUUACAGAGCUUACUUAGAUGUCAAUGAACUAAAGAACAUCCUCAAACUGGAUGGAUCCACACACCUCAACAUCUUCUUUGCCAACUCCUCUGAGGAAGAGCUGGCUGGAGUGGCAACUUGGCCGUGGGACAAGGAAGCCUUGAUGCAUCUAGGUGGCAUUGUGCUGAAUCCCUCCUUCUAUGGAAUUCCUGGCCACACACACACGAUGAUCCAUGAAAUUGGGCACAGCCUGGGACUCUAUCAUGUCUUCCGGGGUAUCUCAGAGAUCCUCUCCUGCAGUGAUCCGUGCAUGGAAACUGAGCCCUCCUUUGAGACUGGGGACCUCUGCAGUGAUACAAACCCUGCUCCUAAGCACAAGCUGUGUGGGGAUCCUGGACCUGGCAAUGAUACGUGUGGUUUUCACAGUUUUCUAAACACACCGUUCAGUAACUUCAUGAGUUAUGCAGAUGAUGACUGCACCAACUCCUUCACGCCCAACCAAGUGGCCAGGAUGCACUGCUACUUGGAUCUUGUGUAUCAGAGCUGGCAGCCCGCCAAGAAACCGGCUCCUAUUGCAAUUGCCCCCCAGAUUGUGGCUCGGACGUCCACCUCCGUCACCCUGGAGUGGUUUCCACCCAUUGAUGGCCACUUCUUUGAAAGAGAAGUGGGAUCAGCAUGUGAUCUGUGUGCAGAAGGAAGAGUCCUGGUGCAAUACGCGUUCAGUGCCUCUUCCCCGAUGCCGUGUGAUCCCUCAGGACACUGGAGCCCACGGGAAGCAGAAGGGCACCCUGAUGUUGAGCAGCCUUGUAAAUCCAGUGUCAGAACGUGGAGUCCCAACUCAGCAGUCAAUCAACACACAGUGCCCCCAGCCUGCCCCGAGCCUCAGGGCUGCUACCUGCAACUGGAGUUUCGUUACCCUCUGACUCCAGAGUCCCUCACGAUCUGGGUGACAUUUGUUUCCCCUGACUGGGACUCCAGUGGAGCAGUGAAUGACAUCAAGUUGCUGACCAUCAGCGGGAAGAACAUUUCUCUCGGGCCACAGAAUGUCUUCUGUGAUAUCCCAUUGACCAUAAAGCUGGAUGCGGGACAAGUGGGAGAGGAGGUGUAUGGUAUCCAGAUCUACACUCUGGAUGAGCACCUGGAAAUCGAUGCCGCUAUGCUGAGUUCCAUCCCCCACAGCACAUUGUGUGCCGACUGCAAACCCAUCCAGUAUAAAGUGGUUCGAGACCCACCUUUCCAGACUGGUUCCCCAGUCGUCAUCUCAAACCUCAGCAGGAGAUUCAUUGACAUGGAAUUGAGUGAUAGGACCACAUACACAUACCAGCUUGUCAUUGCUUCCGGGACAGAGGAGAGUGAGCCUUCCCCUGCACUUGUGUAUCUCUCUGGAAGUGGAUACUGUGGAGACGGGAUUAUCCAAAUAGAUUUGGGGGAAGAAUGCGAUGACAUGAAUAAGAUCAAUGGUGAUGGCUGCUCCCUAUUCUGCCUGCAGGAAUUAUCCUUUAAUUGCAUCGAUGAACCCAGCAGGUGCUAUUUCCAUGAUGGGGAUGGAGUAUGUGAGGAAUUUGAGCAAAUGACCAGCAUCAAAGACUGUGGCGUUUACACCCCCAAAGGCUUCCUCGAUCAGUGGGCUUCCAAUGUUUCCGUCUCACAUCACAGUGACCAGCAGUGUCCAGGAUGGGUGGUCACUGGUCAGCCAGCAGCAACCCAGGUGUGUCGAACUAAGGUGAUUGACUUGAAUGAUGGCGUGUCUCAGUAUGCCUGGUAUCCCUGCACGGCCAACUUCCAGUAUUCCCACAUGACUCAGACCAUUUUCUGGCUCAAGGCUUAUUUUUCCCAGCCUAUGGUAGCUGCAGCAGUCCUUGUUCACUUGGUCACUGAUGGCACCUACUACCUGGAUCAGAAGCAGGAAACCAUCAGUGUGCAGCUGUUUGACACCAAGGAGCAAAGUCAUGAUCUUGGUGUCCACGUCCUCAGCUGCAGGAACAAUCCCCUGAUUAUCCCCGUGAUCCAUGACCUCAGUCACCCUUUUUAUCACACCCAGGCUGUCCUCAUUAGCUUCAGCUCCCAGUUUGUGGCCAUCUCCGGGGUGGCCCUGCGUUCCUUCCACAACUUCGACCCCAUCACCAUCAGCAGCUGCCAGCGAGGACAGACCUACAGCCCGGCGGAGCAGAGCUGUGUCCACUACUCUUGUGAAGCCACUGACUGCCAAAAGCUGGAGAUUGAGAAUGCAUUGCUGAACUGCACCAGUGGCGGCUGGUACAACGGCGCCCAGUGCAAUGUGAGCUGCCAGACGGGCUACAUUUUGCAAGUCCAGCGAGAUGACGAUCUCAGCAAGAGCCAGAUGGAGUCCAGCAUCACCAUGACUUGCACAGAUGGGAAGUGGAACAAGCAGGUGACUUGUGAGCCUGUGGACUGCGGUGUCCCAGACCAAUACCAUGUCUACCCAGCCACAUUCAACUGCAGCGAGGGGACCACCUUCGGCAAGAAAUGCUCCUUUACUUGCCGACCUCCUGCUCUUCUGAAAGGAAACAACAGCAACCUGACCUGCAUGGAGGAUGGGCUGUGGUCUUUUCCAGAGGCUCUAUGUGAGCUGAUGUGUAGAGCACCCUCCAUAGUUCCUAAUGCAGAUCUUCAGACUACUCGUUGCCGAGAAGAUAAGCACAAAGUGGGAUCAUUCUGCAAAUACAAAUGCAAACCAGGUUACCAUGUCCCUGGAUCCUCCAGAAAAGCAAGAAAGCGAGCCUUUAAGAUCCAGUGCACGCAAGACGGCACGUGGCUGCCAGGCGCUUGUGUGCCUGUUACCUGUGACCCGCCACCUUCCAAGUUUCAUGGGCUCUACCAGUGCUCCAAUGGCUUCCAGUUCAACAGUGAGUGCAGGAUCAAGUGCGAAGAUGAUGACAAUCAGUCGGGCCGUGGUAGCAACGUGAUUCACUGCCGGAAGGAUGGCACCUGGAGUGGCUCCUUUCAUCUCUGCAGGGAAAUGCAGGGCCAGUGUGCUCUGCCCACUCAGCUGAACAGCCACCUGAAGCUGCAGUGCUCCAGCGGCUACGGAAUAGGCACUGAAUGUACCACCUCAUGCUUGGAUCACAGUCAUGAGCCCAUCCUUCUGCGCGUGAAUGAGACUGUGCAAGACAUCCAGCACUGGAUGAACCCUCAAAGAGUGAAGAGCGUUGUCUGCACGGCGGGACUCAAGUGGUACCCUCACCCUUCUCUGAUUCAUUGUGUCAAAGGCUGUGAGCCUUUCAUGGGAGACAACUACUGUGACUCCAUCAACAACCGAGCCUUCUGCAAUUAUGAUGGUGGAGACUGCUGUGCCUCAACGGUCAAGACCAAAAAGGUUACUCCCUUCCCUAUGUCUUGUGAUUUACAAGGAGAGUGUGCUUGCCGGGACCCCAACGCCCAAGAGCACAAUCAAAAAGACCUCCGUGGCUUCAGUCUUGGGUAAUGCCAAGCAACGUGGAAAGGAAGACCACACUGCUCAAGGCAGGCUAGGAGAGACACCGCAUCCCUUUUGGUAUCGUUUUUAACAUUUAGCUGCUCAACUGGAUGGCAUUUCUGCACCAGGGACCCUUAGAAUUCAACCAGUCUGCCUUUAAUUUUUGUCCAAGGAGAACUCAAAGUAGGGGUUUAUGUAUUAACUAUAUCUUAAAUAGUGAUGACAAGAAACAAACAACCAAGAGUCAAGUCAAGAAGACUUUUAUGUAUCAAAACAGCAUGUUAUGCCCACCUAAUCUGAACAGUUUGUAUUUAGAUAUAAGGCGAGAAACAAGCUAUUUAUGUACACAUAUUUAUAGAAGUAAGUAGGGAAAGAGAGAAAGAGUGAGAGAUUAUGAUUGACGCAAAAACACUUUCCCCUCUCCGGCACUCACAACUUAGACCAUUCAUGGAAGAGGCUGUGCUCUUGGAGGACUCCAAGCUGAGCCUUUUCUGAUGCUGAAUGCCAAGGUAUCUCAUGCUCGAGGCACUGAGGUUGGGGUGGGUUCUCCGCAUGGCUGUGCCUCUUGGCAAGUGACUUGCCAGAUGCCCAGCUAGCUUGAAACAUGGGAUGCAUCUGCUCCUCACAGGCAUGCUACUUCCAGCCAGGGAGCUUAGCAGAUUGCAGUGGCCUUUCUGUACAGCUCCUCCUUCUCCCCCUGCCCUCAAAAGGCAAACAAAAAGCCCCUCUCUAGCCUGCCCGGAAACCGGAGGGCUUCUGGGGCAUUUCUGUGUUGAGGCAGGCAGGUGGUCCUGCGGUGGAGCCAGGGAGUGGAGAGUCUAAGGACUGGCAUUGAGGAAUGUGGAUGAUUGCUUCUGAGGAACAGAGAGGGUAACUCACCCCCCGCACUUGUCAUUUGAGCAUGUCUGCUGCUGCUACUCCUGCUGCUAUGUCCCAUACAACUAGUUUCUUUACUGUGUCAGGACAGGGUGAAAACAACCCCAAGCAACCAAACAGUCUGCCUUAAAGCUUACCUACAACCUGCCUUUCAAACCCUCUGGUCUCUUCCUCAGCAUUGGGGCAAGAAAACAGGACACCAGCCAGCCAAAGGAAUCUGCUUUCUGGCCUCCAUCCACCCAACUGGUUCUCUAAACCUCCUCCACUUCCCUUCUGUGGUGGUAUAUAUCUAAUAACUGCUUCAUAUUCCUGUUCUCACAGAAGAGGGGAAAGGGAGGCGGAGACUUUGCUAAGGUGAAAGGACCUCUGGAGACAGUAUUAAAAUUUUGGCCAUAUUUGACAGUAUUAAACUGCUAGGCCUGUGCGUUGGACAUCUUAGAUAGACCAGGAGAGUAGCCACUUGUAAUCUUUCAGAAGGAGUGGCAUUAGCUGAGGCAACCCUCAUACUUCCCUUUUGCAUAGCUCCAUCCUCCUGUUGCAGCCCAGAGGGGCACAGGUUGUGCCAGUCCCGUGGGGAUUCAUUUCACCAUUAGGGUUCAUCAUGUUGAGUCACUGAGAUGCCCAGCGCAUCCAGUGCUGUCACUGCUGCUACAACCCAUUCCACACAGAGCCCAAAGAUCUCUACAGUGUGGCCUGGACUUGUCUCCUGCUGCUUCAGGCUCCUGCUAAAAAAGAGCACACAUCUGAAAAAAUGUCCUUCCAAGUGUUAAUUCUGUCUGUUCUUUGGAAAUCUCCUGAAUUGUGCAGUCUACUGGAUAAAGACAGGUUGGAAAGAAUUUUCUACUCCUGCUUGAUUGAAUAUUUAGGCACUGAAGCAAUGCAGAAAUAUAAGAGGAAUCAUUUAGCUUACAGAGAUGGAUGUAAAAAUGGGUAGCAAAACUAGAAAUGAAAAAUAGACAGAGUUGUAGAUGCAAGAAGCCAGGCUGUUCUCCAAAGAGAAAGGGCCUCGCACACCAUUGGGGUUGUCCCUAUUGGAAUAAACCAGAGAUGAAUCUCAAAAACUAAAAUUCGGAGGCCUGGAGAAGUGAUUGUCAUAAAAAGGUGAAGAGCUCCUGGUUAUGAAGCCCCCUAGUUAUUCCCAGAGUGGGCCUGGCCGUAGGAGCAAUGCAGAUGUCUCUGCCCCCACUGUGUGGGGGGUGUAGAGGAAAGGGAGACACAAUGCGUUCGUGGAUCCUUCCAAGGAACUCAAUUGAACAUCCUCCAGUGUAGAGAGCAUUAGCAAAAAAUUGGUUGUGGGCACAACUUACGCUUUUGCCUCUUGCCCCUCAAAAAGAGCCUAAUUAACAACAAAAGUAAGUGUGAGAAGGUGGCUCCUUUUUGGUCUCCCCUUUUGUGCUGGCACUUUGUUCAUGUGCCAUCCAGCCUACCAGAAGAACUCUCAACCUCAAAUGCAUUUCAAACUGCCGAUACAUCGUGUCCUCAAUAUCCAAGGCAUCUUGGCAUGAUCUUCACCCUCCACCGCCCCUAGGUUCCCCCUAGCCGGGAGUCCACAGCGGUUCAGUGUGAACCCUGCUGGCAGCUCAGUUUGCAAAUUCCCAUUCUCAGUUAUGCAUUUUACCAUGGAGGAGAUUUUCCAUCUGCUUUUCCCACCUAAGACAUUCCCAAGGAGAGACAGAUCUGUAUAAGCAUUAUUGCAACUUGCUGCUGUGGGUUUCUGGGUGCCUUCUGCCCAGACAGGGCCAGCAUCUGCUUGCAGAGCUGGAGUCUUUCUCACCUCAGGGGGAUGUCUUACCAUGGGGGGUGACAGCAGCCUCUCCCCAGCACAGCCUCACACCUCAGCUUCAGCCCUGCAGUACCGGGGGCAACCGCUCACCGCAGCAGUCCCUUCCCCACAGGCAGGCCUUCCAUGCUGCUAUAUAUAUAUGUAUUUUUUCCUGACUGCCAUGUCAACACUGUCCAGCUCCUCUAAUGGGGUGGCAGAACCAGGAGCCAAAGGAAGUGCUGCUUUGAGUCACAUUAAACCCAAUGUCAAUUUUCUGUCAGGGAAUGAUCGCAUUGAGGCAAAGCUGCCCCCCGACCUUGUCCUCUGUGUUUCACCAGGCCCUGGGCUGUGCUCCCAGGUCGGUGAGGAGAGGGGAGCUGCAGGACAUGGACUCCUGGCCAGUCUCUGGACUGGGAGAAGGCCAGCCAGAUGGCAUCCCAGCAUCUACCACUGUAAGGGCCUUGUUAGCCUGAUGGAGUCCCUAGGAAGGACCCUCAGGGACUGAGGAAUAUCGGACCAGGCCCUAUGGGAGUUGAGUGGGACAUCACACCAUCCUCCACCCACCAAGCCGGUGGCAUAGGGUAAAAAUCAAACAAUUGGGUGAGCAGGAGAGGUGCUCAAGCAGAUGAAAUUUAGCUGCUCAUAAAGUCCAGGUCACGUUCGUGCCAAGGGUGUCUCGGGCACUUGUCGUGAGCCAAGGCUGCACCCCACAGGAGCCAUCAGCCAGGCUACUGGUUUCAGGGGAGCAAUGCUGCUCAGCACUGGGGGUCCUGGUGGCUAGCGGAAGGGAAGCUGAAGCAGAAAGCGGUGAAUGGUGCGUGACGGGGUGGGAAAAUCCUAUCAGCUGCUACCCCACUCCCUCCCCACCCUCUCGCAGAUGGGCUGAGCUGGUGUCCUCUUGCUUUUCUUGCAUCUUCCGCUGUCUCCCCCAGGCUGAGAAAGGAGGAUGGCACCAGAGGACUCUUUGGAGUCGGGUUCCAGCUACCUCCCUUCCGGUUUCGGUUUCACUUGGUUGUAACUGUCGGUUUGUUCUAGGUUUUUACCUGUGUUUAAGAAAAAAAAAAAAAAAAGGAAAAAAAAAGAGAGGGGGGGAAAAGAAAACUAACAACUAACAAGUUUCUUGCUGCAACUGGUUCAAGUGGAGGAAAAAAAAACAAUAGUGAGGCUUUACAGAGAGGAAGAAAAGAUGAAAAUACAAAAAUGGAAAAAAAGAAAAAAACAACUACAUAAUCCAAAUACAGAAAGAGCAAAGCCUAUUUUUGUGUGUUUGAAGGGAAAACACUGAUUCUGUCAGCUGAGUAGAGUGCUAGAUACUUAAGUGUAGAUUUCCCUAGAAGUACCGUGAGGUUUUAUAACAUUGUCUGGUUUUGUUUUCCUUGUGCUUUGUGAUAAGUCCAGGAAAUGAGGCUAAGGUGUUUUUUUCCCCUGGUAUAUUGUUGUUUUGGGGGAGGGGGUGGGGAAGGGAGUUUAUUAUUUUUUUCCAGAUUAUUUUUUUAAGUGUGUAUUUGUGCUUAUUUUUACAUUAUCCAACUGUACAUAUGCAUUUAACCAGUAUUUCACUGUGCUCUAAUUACUGCACUCAGAAGCACUGCACAGUCUGAAUCCAGAACAGCUAGAGAGAGCCUGGGAGCGAGAGGGAAGGGGAGGGGAAAGCUGCUAUAUGAUCAGACAGGUGAUUUCCAUUAGCGGGGAGCGGGACUGCAAACCAUGCCCUUCCCAAACUCCAGCCCAUCGUUUCCAUUAGAGGCCAAGCUAGAAGACAGGAGGGGACUGGGUGAGGUCUGCUGAGGCUGGGAUGGCCGAGGGGCUUUCAGAGCUGGGAGACCAUCCUCUGAACUUGGGACUCCUUGGAAAUUCCUGGCCGAGGGUCCUGAUGCACCCUUGCCAUCAGCUGACCUGGCGGGUUGUGCACACUGGAGCCUUGGGGGAUGAGGCUGGUCCCACCAGAGGACUUCAACCACUGGGUUCAGUGGGAACAUGACCAAGACCCAAGUGGGAGCAGGUCUGGGUGGCUUGAGACGUAUUGCCUUGGAGCUACAGCUGAUGUGGGCAAUAGGGGGUUGGUAGUGGACUGUUCCUGCCAUCCCAGGAACCAACAUUCAAAACCUCUGGUCAUUUUAGCAGGAGCAAAGUGGAGUUUAAGGUUUUGUUUCUGUCUUAGUUUGGCAAACUGAAUUUUCCCCUUUUCACCUGAUCUACCGAUCCAAGAUUUACUGAGAAAAUUAAUCGCUUCCUCUAAGGCCAGAAACAAGAGCUUAAGUUGUCUUCACAUGUUAGAUGAGGAGUCUUGGUGCUACUUGUUGGUGUUAUUGGUCCUGUCGUUAGACCGAGACGCUGAGCUAAUGAGUCAAAAUUGUCUUUGGUUCCCAUUCUGGUUCGGUUUGGCUUGGUCGUUUUUUUUCUUUUUCGUUCAUUUGGUGAGGCCACACUUCAGCCACCAGUUUCCAUCUUCUGAGUGCAAAGAACCAGGGCUUUAAUGAAACAUUUCACCAGCAAUUAAAGAGGGAAUCGGAACCAUUGCGGAGUUUGCAUUGUACGGCCUCUGUAAUUACUUACCUGUCUGCAGAUGAUAGGCUGAAUUUUGCUCCCAUCCAAGUCAACAGGGUUUUUUGUUGUCGUUGUUGUUGACGUCACUGGGAGCAGGAUUGAGCCAUACUAUAUAUAUAAAUAUAUAUAUAAAUAUAUAUAUGAUAUAUAUAUAAUAUUAUAUGUGUAAUAUUAUAUAUAUAUAUCAGUGUAAUAUUUACAAAUAAAACUGUGAUCUCGUCUAGAGAAAAAUGUAUUCAUAUUACCAACUGCUCUUCCAUAUUUAUGUAUCAUAUUGUAUCUUUUUAUUAUUGUUAUAAUUAUUAUGAUUAUUAUGGUUAUUAUUAUUAUUAUUAUGGAAUCUUUCUUGGCACCUUUUGGAAGCCACGUCAACCAAUAAUCCAAUGAAGUGCUGAGGAUCUAUUUUCACAAGAAUUCUACUGGUCUACUGUAUAAAAGAGAAAAGAAAAAAAAAAAAGAAACAAGCAAAAUACAGUUCAACCCUUAAUUCUGUACCUCACGCCUGUACGUUUGCUGCUCCGAUUUUGGGUUUUAUUUUGCGUUCGUUUGUUUUUAACGGAUCUAAUUUAAGUCUCCAAGCAAUAUAUAAAGAUGUAAAUAGUAAAGCUUAUUUAUUAAGAUUGUCAUCUUUUUUAAUUUAUAUUUACACAAUUGUUCAUCUAAUUUAUUUUUUUUUCAAUACAGUUUUUAACAGUUUUCCUUUUUGGUUCAUGAGGUUUUUUUUUUUUUUUAAUCAUUUUUCACAGAAUUUCUUUAUACAGGUUUUUUUUUUCUUCAAAUAAACAACAGCUUCCUCUGGUCUUUCAAAAACAGGUCAUGUUUCACUCCAGAAAAGUUAUGUCAGAUUCAUCAGAAAUAUUUUGCCAUUGUUGAUUCCUAUACCCUAAAGUUCUAUAUUAUAUAAAUAUACAAUACCUUGUAUGCUUAAAUAUUUAACUGUGUGAUUUUGUAUAUAUCUUCAUACACAUGCUCACACACAUAUGAGGGUUAAUGUCCCCCAAUGCUGGGAGAACAGAGAAUCAGAAAACACGAACAAUAUAAGCUUGUAUUAAAGAGUUCUGAACUGGA
This is a messenger RNA of Dromaius novaehollandiae (emu), 11564 nucleotides long. It is a transcript of the gene PAPPA, whose product is annotated as pappalysin 1. The transcript has 22 exons. The record is from RefSeq and is a predicted model, not a curated record. Gene Ontology annotation, biological process: cell surface receptor signaling pathway; proteolysis. The coding region runs from base 437 to 5320 and encodes 1627 amino acids. Gene Ontology annotation, molecular function: metalloendopeptidase activity. NCBI's taxonomy places the organism in Eukaryota, Metazoa, Chordata, Aves, Casuariiformes, Dromaiidae.